Aspergillus ibericus CBS 121593 is the source of this 603-nucleotide messenger RNA. Its product is annotated as oxidase ustYa family protein. The transcript has 2 exons. NCBI's taxonomy places the organism in Eukaryota, Fungi, Ascomycota, Eurotiomycetes, Eurotiales, Aspergillaceae. The annotation marks the transcript as partial. Gene Ontology annotation, biological process: mycotoxin biosynthetic process. The record is from RefSeq and is a predicted model, not a curated record.
UCAUCUCAAACCGCUAACAAGAGCCAAGAAAAACCAGGUCCUCUCACCAACCCAGCCAACAUCCAUCCGAUCCGCGUCAACGGGACAUACAACGCGCCAUCGCCAUACCGCGGUCCACCCACCCCCGAAGUCGACGCCGCAUGGGAAGAAUACUGGAAAGUAUGGAUGGUGGGUAUAGACGAAGAGACAUUCCAAGCAUCGAACCCACAGUAUCCCGAAGCUUCGGUACGGCUGGAAGAGAGCGGGCAGUAUCUAGCCACGCUCGAGGCGACACAUCAGCUGCACUGCUUAUAUAACCUCUUCCGAGCAUCAUAUCUGGAUGUGUAUCAAGAUGAAAGAGCGGAGUAUGAGAAGGAUCCCCGCAAUUGGCAUGAACGGGUGGAUCAUUGCGUGGAGAUUCUGAGGCAGAAGUUGGAAUGUGACCGAGACACGGGCCUUAUUACGUAUAACUGGGUACGAGGGAAAAAGGUGCCCACGGCGAAUUUCAAUGUCCAGCGGAUGUGUCCGGAGUGGGGGGUUAUGGAUCGUUGGGCGGUUCAGCGUCAGGUGUCGGAGUUACCAACCAAGCCGUCGAAUGCGGUGCAGCUUUCGUUUAUUCCAUGA